Molecule: messenger RNA, 1270 nt
Organism: Cladocopium goreaui
Lineage: Eukaryota; Dinophyceae; Suessiales; Symbiodiniaceae
Source: the annotation of a GenBank genome assembly
CAACACCCUUUGUAUGCCAAUGGCCUGGGCCCUGGAAGUUUUGUCCUUUGCGACGCUUGCGUUUGUGACGUUGUCGGAAAAGAGUGACGUUUUGUCACUUCGCUUUUACAGCAAAUCUGGUGACCACUGGGGAUUUGUAGAUCAGGCAGUUCCGAACAGACCCAUUCAUGCGACCUGGCCAAAGCGAUGUUGGCCCCACUGCCGUGAUGAAAACCAUCCGUCCUUUGAAAGAAGUCAGAGAGUGUGGGAACAACGAAUGAAUCGCUUCACAGACGUCAAAUCUAUGAAUCUACAAGAUCGACGUUUUGAAUUUCGGGAUUUCCAUGGUUCCUUUGCGUUGGAUUUCGAGAUACGCAAGUGGCAAACAUUGGAGCAGACCAGUGACGGAAAACAAGGAAAUAGCUUCAAAGGUCUAGCCGAAGCUGCAGAUCUUUUGGAAGCUGAUGAUGGAACGGUCAGAACAGUCGUUGAUGUUGGAGCAAACUUGGGUUUCAGUUCCAUCAUGGUUGCAGCGCGGCUGCCGCACAGCCGGGUCAUUGCCAUCGAAGCGAACCCUGUGCUGUUUCGGGUGUUGCAGUGGAACAUUCGGGCCAACAAUGUCACUGAAAAUGUUUGGCCUCUGAACAUAGCCAUUUCACGAGAAGGAAAUGGUCAGUGCAAUCCAGCAGAUGAAUUGUUCUCAGACUGCGUGACCAUGAAAGUCAGCAAGAAUCACCGCGCAGGCUUUAUUCAAAGUGAAGGUGCGUGUGAGACAAAUCUGCAAGACACAUGCUUUCAAGUGCCAGCAUGGGCCUUGAGAAACGUGGCGCAGCGCCUUAAUCUGACGAAGAUUCAUCAUUUGAAGCUGAACUGCGAAGGCUGUGAAUACCACAUCCUUAGUGACCCAGUAGUGAGGCAGAUGAAGGAACAGGGCGAUCUGGGCAACAUCAGUGGAGAAUUGCACCAUUUCCAUCAGUUCGAACCCUUCGAAAGCAUCCCAGCUGAGAUGGUGGAGCCCACCAUGAAGAUCAUGUGUAACGAAGAAUUUGUUUCAGACAACAGCAGGAUCUGUGAAAGCGCGAGCGGCGCCAAAAGCAGCAGAUUUUUGCUUAGCUACAGCGUUUCAUUGAAGGGAGUAGGUUGGGUCAAGAACAGAGACCAUGCAACACAAUGCAACUUGUCAGAUAUCGUUGUCGGUGUUGGUUCUUGCCGAGCAGUGUGUUGCCUGUCCAGGUCAGUGAAUGCCGAGAAGACGGGGCAUUGUGCAAACCAUGCGAAAAAAAAUCCCUGA